CCACGGAAUUGUUAAAUCAUUAAGAAAAGAAUUAAGCACUUGUCAAAAAUCAUCUGACUGAUUGAAUUCACACCACUUUUUUCAAGAAAUCUUAAGAGUUCUAUCCUCAUUUGAUCAGAUUUUUGCACAAGCAAUCAUAUCGGCUAUGGAUCCAUCACGCAUCACUUUGCGUCCUUUCAAGCUAUCGGAUGCAGACGACAUGCUAGUGUGGGCGGGCGACGAUAGAGUGACAAGGUCCUUAAGAUGGAAAACUUUGACUAGCAAAGACGAGGCCUUGGCCUUCAUCGAACAAGUGUGCAUACCCCACCCUUGGCGAAGGUCCAUAUGCAUCGAUGACCGUUCCAUCGGCUUCGUGUCUGUAUUCCCGGGGUAUGGGGACGACAGGUGCCGAGCCGACCUAGGCUAUGCAAUAGGGGUGGAGUAUUGGGGACAAGGAAUCACAACAAGAGCUGUCAAAAUGGCAACUGCUCAGGUGUUUAACGACUUUCCUGAAAUAGUAAGGCUGCAGGCUUUUGCUAGUGUGGAGAAUAAGGCCUCACAGAGGGUGUUGGAGAGAGCUGGAUUUGUGAAGGAGGGAUUGCUGAGAAAGUACUCGUACCUCAAAGGCAGUAUUCAGGAUGUGCUCGUUUUCAGCUUCUUAUCAACUGAUCAUUCUUGAUUUUCACAGGUUCUUGCAUUAGAAAUAAGUGGUUGUUUGCAGUUGGAAAAUUCUGGGAUUGUUUUUACUAUGUUUAUGGUUAUAUAGUACUUGUACAAGUAUCAAACUAUUCGAACUUGAAUUACUUUCUACAAGUAGUCUGAAGUAAAAUAGUUGGCGGCAUCGGGAGCGUCCCCCGUCUGAUCUUGUUGAAGUAGUUGUGUGUAGAGGAGGUGGUUCCAUGUGUCGGGGACUCCAGCAACACACCAGUGGGUGCAGUCCAUGCCCUUGAACCCAUUGUGUGUGCCGGGGUGCCCGUCCUUUCUCAAUUAGGAAAGAGUCGUGAUGUCCAACAAAUGAACUGAUGUUGUGUUGC
Molecule: messenger RNA, 1013 nt
Organism: Sesamum indicum (sesame)
Lineage: Eukaryota; Viridiplantae; Streptophyta; Magnoliopsida; Lamiales; Pedaliaceae
Source: RefSeq, a predicted model, not a curated record